This is a messenger RNA of Dracunculus medinensis (Guinea worm), 1599 nucleotides long. The record is from the annotation of a GenBank genome assembly. Lineage: Eukaryota; Metazoa; Nematoda; Chromadorea; Rhabditida; Dracunculidae.
AUUUCAGUUUAUAAAUUUCAGUCUCUUAUUAAUACGAUAAGAGCGAUUCCAAUCGACAAUUCAUUAGUUGAUGCGGAACUCGUAAAUGAAUGUGUUUCAAACAAAAGCGUUGAUUUGGUUUUAAUUCUCGAUGGAUCUGGAUCGAUCGGCGAUCAAACCUUUCAAUUACAACUUGAUUUUGCGGCGCAUCUUAUGCGAAGGCUAAAUAUUUCUGCAGAAACAAGUCAAAUGGCUGUCAUACAAUAUGCAGAGACGCCACGAUUGGAAAUGUCAUUGAAUCAGUUUUCGCAGCCAAGUCAAAUGGAAUGGGCUAUCAGAAGGAUAAAAUAUCAAUCAGGUGCAACUAAUACGGGAGCCGCAUUACGAUUUGCUUUAGAAAAAGGUUUUCAGGGUGCACGUGGUGGUAAUAUUCCAAAAGUCGCUGUUGUUGUAACUGAUGGUCAAUCUCAGGAUAGUGUUUCUGAACCAGCACAACAACUUAGAGAUGCUCAUGUAUUGCUUUAUGCAGUUGGCGUAACAAAUCUUGUCGAUGUACAUCAAUUACAUCAAAUCGCUGGUAAUCCAAUACGUGUCUUCACUGUUGAAUCGUUUGAUGAACUUGAUAAAUCGUUGGCCGAUUCACUUACUUGGGAUAUGUGUAAAACAGAAUUUAGGCCAGGCACACCGGAUAUAAUUUGUGCACCGGAUCGAAUUGGUGUUCGAGCUUCUACGAGAAAACCCUUCGAUGGCUAUGUAUUUGUGAUGGAUCAUUUUCAUAAGAAAGAAUGUCGGAUGGGGCCAGAAGAAUUUCCCGAUCCGCGUAGUAUCGGUCUUACAGUUCCGUUCACUGAUUGUAAUGUUCAUCGUUAUCGCUCACUAAAUCCAAGAGGAAUAUUCGUGGAAAUGACUGUCGUUUUCAUGUUUCAUACCGUCUUUAUGACAAAAGUUGAUCAAAUGGUUAAAGUACAAUGCUUCUAUAUGGAAUCCGAUAAAGCUGUAACGGUACCACUGGAAGUGAGCAUGAUAACAACACAAUUUCGUUCAGUCGAUGGUCCAAUUGUUGCUUUUGCAACGCUUGGUGAAAGCAUUUAUCAUCGUUGGGAAUGUAUAGAUAAAUCGGAUACAUUUGGAAUGUUAAUACAUUCUUGCUUCGUUGAUGAUGGAUAUGGUAAUCAAGUGGAUAUUUUAGAUAAAAAUGGUUGUGGCAUUGAUGCGGUACUUUUAUCAACGCCAGAUUAUGAUAGCAAUUUACGUUUAGCUAAUAAACCUUAUCAUGUAUUUAAAUAUGCAGAUCGACUCGUACUUCAAUUUCAAUGCCAAGUGACGCUUUGUUUGAAAUAUAACGGCGGAUGUAGCGAAAUUACGCCACCUAAUUGUCCAGAAACAUUAGCGCAUCAACAUCAUCGACCUAUCACUCGACGUUCACGUUCAAUAUUCGAUUCUUCUAGUACAUUUGAUAUUUUUACGAGAUCAAUACAAAUUAUUGAUAACGUACCAGAAUGUCCAACAUUCAUGCCUAAUGCAUAUUUUUAUAUUUUACCAAUUUCUGCGACAAUAAUUAACGUUUGUUUUUUAUGUAUUAGUUUAUUCUUUUAUAUAAGGCGCUCAUCGAUUCAAUGA